UAAGAAAUAAUUUUGGUGUCCGAAAAGCGAAUUCCAAAACGGAAUUUUGCGAAAAGCGUUUUGGUUUUGGUUUUGGUUUUGCGUUUUCUUCCUCUUCUACUUCCUGUCCUUCUCCGCAAGCACUGCGCAGCACAGCAAUGGCUGACGUCUCUAUUUCAUUGCUUCAACUCCUCAACGACGACAACGAUGACUUCCGCCGACACGACGUCGUUGAAGACCUCAACUCUCUUCCUUACUGGUCUCACGAUUUCGAUGCCUUCGACGUCUUCGCCUCCGCGGAUCUCUCCGAUUUCCAACCCUCCGACCUGCGGCCCCAAAUAUCCACCGUCGGUCGGAGUCCGGUGGAUCAAUCGUUGAAUGGCGACGCUUUGGAGCGAGAAUACAUGGACUUUCUCGACCGCGAGAACCAGGUUAAUUUCGUCAUGGACCUCUUCCACCAACGCGUCGAGCAAUCGCCGUCGCCGUUGGAGGUAAUUAUGGACCCUAAUUUAGUGGAGCCGGACCCGGGCUUCGUCGAAGAAAUGGGGCCAGGUGAAUUGGAGCUGGAUCUUGUGCAAGGGUUAGGUCUUCGAGGGGAAGAAAUCACCGGAAACGGUGAGAAUUCUGGCUUUGUCGUGGAAAAUUGCGACGGAGAAGAGCACUUUAUGAGUGCGCUUAGGGCUCUUGAUGUUAGGUCGGACUCGGAUUCGGAUGAAAAUGCAAAUUCGGGGCUGAGUUUCAAUGCAGUGGUGGUGGAUGAUGAUAUCAUUUAUGAAAACGAGAGUGAUCUUCGUUGGGAAUCAUUUGGAGCGGAGGAGGAACAUAGGGAGGUUAAUGAGGAGGAUUUGGAAUGGGAAGAAGUGGAUGAAAGGGGGGAGAUUCUGGGCAUGUUUCUGGAUGCCCAAGAGGAGAGAGUUGUAUUAGGGAAUUUGGAGUGGGAGGUUCUGUUGAACGAUCACCAUAACUUGGAUCCAAAUCCAGAAUUUCAAGAUCAAGAUCAAGAUGAAGAGUACAAUUACGCUGCAGAAUAUGAGGUGUUGUUUGCACAAUUCAAUGACGCAGAGAUUGCUGCUUCAAUCACCACUAGCAGGCCACCAGCUUCCAAAAGUGUCAUCAAGAACCUGCCAACAGUGAUUUUGAACAAAGAAGAUGAUGAUGAUGAUUCUGAGAAGGCUGCUGUGUGUGCAGUGUGUAAGGAUGAAAUGAGAGGCGGGGAGAAGGCGAGGCAGCUGCCUUGCACGCACAAAUAUCACGACCAAUGUAUCCUCCCAUGGCUCAGAAUUAGAAACACCUGCCCAGUCUGCCGCCAUGAAUUGCCCACCGAUGACCCUGAAUAUGAAGAAAGGAGGAGAACACAAAGAGUUUGAAGAUGAUAUAUUUAUUCAGGAGUUAAUCCCCCCAAAUUCUUAUGCUCAGACUAUUGGUAAUAAGCUACAAUAAUUCUUCAAUAUGCUGUUUAUUAGUUAAUACUAUUUUUCUUUCUUUCUUUCUUUCUGGAAUAUGUAUGGUACUCUUCUUGAUUUCUAGUAGUUUUUGUAUAUAACAUAUUUGUGAGA
This is a messenger RNA of Ipomoea triloba (trilobed morning glory), 1535 nucleotides long. RefSeq names its product E3 ubiquitin-protein ligase CIP8-like. The transcript has a single exon. Lineage: Eukaryota; Viridiplantae; Streptophyta; Magnoliopsida; Solanales; Convolvulaceae. Gene Ontology annotation, molecular function: ubiquitin protein ligase activity. Gene Ontology annotation, biological process: protein ubiquitination. The record is from RefSeq and is a predicted model, not a curated record. The coding region runs from base 138 to 1346 and encodes 402 amino acids. Gene Ontology annotation, cellular component: cytoplasm.